GUUGAGAAAGAGUGGCUGGUGACUUUGGCCACCAUAAACCCGGGGGAAGUGGACUACGAGGAUUUCUGUCCGUGUGCGAGACGCCUGGCCAAGCAGCUGAAGGAGCAGGAACGAGCUGAGAUCGUCAUCGCACUGACUCAUAUGCGCGUGCCGAACGACGAGCUGCUUGCAAACGAGGUUCCGGAGGUGGACAUCAUACUCGGUGGGCAUGACCACCACUACGACGUCAAACCUGUCGGACCGCACGGCACUUAUGUUCUGAAGAGUGGCACUGACUUCCGAGAUAUCACAGUGCUGCAGCUGGAGUUCACGGAUUCCACUGAGAGCGGCAGCAAGGCCUUCGAGGUCAUAGAUCACAAGCACGUGGAGAUCGACAGCAGCAUCGUUGAG
Messenger RNA from Symbiodinium necroappetens, 390 nucleotides. The record is from the annotation of a GenBank genome assembly. NCBI's taxonomy places the organism in Eukaryota, Dinophyceae, Suessiales, Symbiodiniaceae.